Phaedon cochleariae (mustard beetle) is the source of this 1631-nucleotide messenger RNA. The record is from the annotation of a GenBank genome assembly. NCBI's taxonomy places the organism in Eukaryota, Metazoa, Arthropoda, Insecta, Coleoptera, Chrysomelidae.
CUCUCGUUUCUUCUCAUGUCUGAUCAAUAAAAUUGAUCGAUUUGGAACCAUUAUUGCUGUUCUUCAUUCAAUAAAGUCAUAAUAAAAUGGACGAACGUUGAUGUGUGUUUCCCUCUUCAGAACCGGAUCUGUUGAAAUGAAGGCUCUAAUACCAUAUUUGAAGUCUUGUUUUGAAGUGGUGCUGAAACCAGGAUCAACAGACCUGCUAUUCACAUCACAGAACUAAAACAGAGAGCCGUGCAUCAAUAAAGGGAUGCUGAUGUGUUUCUCUUGAAAUUAAGGACCAUGUUGAAGCCAUACAUUGAUAAUUGAAGUCAUGCUGCAACCAAGGCUGAGAAUGCUGAGAUCCCGGCUAAUGAUAUCUAUAGAUGAACUGAUUACAAUCCUAGUAAACUAACCUGUCAGAUGACUGACUAGCUGAUCAAUCAUCUCAAAGUAGUGCCGUUUAUUCCUUCUUGCUUCGUCAGAGCCCCACGUGAUCAGCGAUACACCAAACAUAUACCUACUUGAAAGAAAAAACUAGAUCACUGACCAGCAAACUUGAUUUGAAAAUGGAUUCAGCUCAUUGUGCUGCUGAAAAUUCACGUACUGAUGAGACGCAAAUCACCGAGAAAGCCUUCGAAUGCGAUAAGUGCCUGAAAAGGUUUGCUAAAAGGGCACAUUUGGCUGAACACUAUAUAGAACACACUGGCAAAAAACCAUUCGAAUGUGACGUGUGCUCGAUGAAAUUCAGCAAAAAGGGUAAUUUGAAUAAACACAUCAUAGGGUUCUGCAACAAGAAACGCUUCGAGUGUGAAAUGUGCCAAAAGAAAUUCAACUUGAAGAAGUCCCUGAUCGGACACAUAAGAGUGCACACUGGCGAGAAACCGUUCGAAUGUGACGUAUGUAAGCAGAAAUUCAGCUUGAAACGUAAUUUGCUUAGACACGUCGAAAUGCAUACCGGCGAGACCACAUACCAAUGUGUUGUAUGCGAGAAGAAGUUCACACGGAAGAGUCAUUUGACUAUGCACUAUAAGAUACACAACGGAACCAACAAGGAUAUAUGUGAUAUUUGCAAGAAACCUGUGAGCAAAAGUAAUUUGCUGAAUCACCGUAAGCGGAUGCAUAGCGGCGAGAAACCUUUUCAAUGCAAAUUUUGUCAUAAAAAGUUCACUUUCAAAUGUUAUUUGCGUAGACACGUCAAACUGCACGAUAAUAAGAAACCUUUCAAAUGUGAUUUUUGUCAGCAAGAAAUCAUCAGUAAGAGUGAUUUGACUAGGUGCAUUGAAGAGCGUACUGGCAAGAAUCCUUUUCCUCCUUUUCAAUGUGAUAGUUGCCUGGAAGAGUUCAGAUUGAAAAGUGAGGUAACUAACGGAAUUGCUGUCGAGGAAUAUGGUUUAAGCGGAAACCAUUGUGAAACACAAAUGAAAACUUGGAUAAAUAAUGAAUGUUGUGAUGGAGUGGAGGCAAAAGUGAAAGAAGAAAACAUCGAAGACACUGUUUCACCAACAGAUCCUACUUUUGACAAUGCAUGGGUGGAAAGUGACUGUAAAAUUGAGAUGGCUCAUCAGGAUCUUGAACUGCAUUUAGACAUUUAUGAAAAUAUUGUUAAAAUUGAGAAGAAUUCAGAGGUAGAUAGUAGAUUCGAAUAA